CACGUACAGCUCCUUUCGACUUCUCUUCUCCGUGUGCAUCGUCGUUCGGUCGUUUAACGUGACGGUACAAAAUGUAACGUGGCCGAUCUUUCGACGUUGCGUCGUCUGUUGGACGGUUUCGCUCGAUCGCUCUUGCUUGGACGUACCACGGAUACAAGCCACUUAACUACGAUGGGAGCCAGCUGAUGCUAAUCAUUGUUGUCCACGCGAUGGCAAUAUGGCGAAUAUCAAGGUGGCAGUUCGUGUAAGACCGAUCUCUGCCAGAGAGCUGAAUUUAACUGGAUCAGAGGUGGUUGUUCAUACGGAGUCGAACGGGAUUUCCUUAACAAACGUGAAGGUAUCUUCGAGCAAAGCUGGAGAUAGUCGCGAAAGAACACGGAAAUAUGGUUUCGAUUACUGCUUCGAUUCGUCGAAUCCAGAGGCACAGAGUUUCGCGGACCAGGCAAGGAUUUACCAGACGCUUGGCCAAACCGUCUUGGACGCUCUUUUCACUGGCUAUAAUUCCUGUCUGGUGGCGUACGGACAAAGCGCGUCAGGAAAAACCUACACCGUGAUGGGAACCAAGGAAGAUCCUGGACUCACGCCGCGUCUCUGCGAAGGAAUUUUCGCUAGGAUCGAGGAGGAAAGGAAAAACGAGAGGAACUAUAGUGUUUCUGUCAGUUACUUGGAGAUAUAUAACGAGAAGGUGAGGGAUCUUUUGAAGCCGUCCUCGAGCACGAGCGGAUUGAGAGUUCGCGAGCAUCCUCGACUCGGCCCUUAUGUUCAAGGACUGACCCAUCACGCGGUUCGCACGCUGGGGUCGUUGAUGUCCUAUGUGGAGGAGGGAACGAAAGCCCGGAAGACAGCAUCGACGUUGCAAAAUCCUAGUAGCAGUCGUAGCCACGCUCUGUUGACGAUCGCCGUUGCAGAGGAGUCGCAGUGUGUCGGUAACAGCGUCAGUUCGAGGAAGAAAGAGAUCUCGCCACGCGGUGGUAGCAAAUUACGGUUGGUCGAUCUGGCGGGCAGCGAGAGCGCGGCCACGUGCAGCGGCGUACAUCGACUGAAAGAGGGCGCGAAUAUAAACAAGAGUCUAGUGGCUCUAGGGAACGUAAUAUCAGCCCUUGCGGAGAGAGGCACGACCGGAAGUGGUUCGGGCAGGAGGUUCAUCCCUUAUAGAGAUUCUUCGCUUACUUGGCUGUUGAAGGACGCACUUGGCGGAAAUGCCACUACCAUUAUGCUCGCCACGAUCUCGCCAGCAAGCGGAAGUUACAACGAGACCGCGCACACGCUGCGAUUCGCGCAGAGAGCGCAAAGCGUGGUCAAUCGGCCGGUGGUCAACGAGGAUCCCGUGGCGAAAAUCAUCCGCGAGUUGAAAGCUGAGGUGGCCCGAUUAAAGUUUUUAUUGUUAGAAAAGGCAAGUCGAAUUUAUAACGUACGAUUUUCAAAUUUCAGAGAUUUAUGUGUUUACGCGCUUGAGUGUAAGUAUGCGUGCUUGAAUAUAAAAGAGAGAAGUGCAUGGGCACUGAAAGAUUUGGAUGAACGUCGUUGCCUAACAUUCCAACGUUAUAUUUUCGUCGUAAAAAAUCAUAUUUUACAGAACGCAGAAGCAGCUACGAACGCGUUGUGUUGUUGCCAGAAGAAUCGACCAAACUGCAAUACGAAUACAGAUCGAUCAUCAAAAGAAGCCGAGGCAGAAUCAACUGAACGAUCCACCCGGCGAAAUUCGGGAGAAAAAUCCCAAGAGGAGGAAGCAAUAGUAGCUGGAUCGAGGAUAGAAGAAGAAAAAAGACCGAAGAGCGUCGUUUCAGUUCGAAGAUCCAAUUCCAGCGACAGCGUUACCACGUACGAGGUCGGUUCGUCCAAAAAGAAAUUCGGUUCGCUAGAAUUUUUGGCGACGAGCGAUCGCUUCAACCGAGCAAAGGUGACGGAGUUGAACGACGAAGAAGACGAAGUGAGCGAGAUCCACGAGUCCGUGUUCGUCGACAUCCCCACAUUGGUUGCGGUUUUGAUCAAGCCGGAUAACAAUCUGCAAGAAUCCUCGGUUCAGAUCGAGGAGAUUUGUUCGGACGAGGUUGUGGAAGAAGAAUCGAUCGAUGUGGAUUUCGAGGCGGCUAACGACGAUCACGAAGCGUUCGGCGAGUUUGAGAAACUGGACAGUAUCGAUCACGAUGAUAGAAGCAGCUCUGUGAAUUCGUGUCACACUUUUGGGGACAUCGAAGCGGAGGCUUAUCAAAAUUCCGAAAGUCAUCAAGUAAAAUCAGUUUCCAAACCUAAGCAAAAGCCGAAGUUUCGUAAGCAGGACUCGGUGCACGUGUUUCCAACCUCUGUUCUUUCCAAUCUACACACGUUGAAGAAAUUUGGUUCGGUGGAGACGAUCCAGAAGAAUAGAGAUCCUGUAUUCUCGUUGGAAAGAUCUCAUACAAAUUUAGAGAAACGUUGUACGGUUCCUGAUAGAGUGAAGAAGUUAAACAAUAUCCGGGAGAUCGAUGAUCAGAAGAUAUCGAAUAGAGGUAACUGGUCUAAAGAGCAGCUUCAACGAAAAGGUAGCAACGAUUCGGAUAAGAGUCUAAAAGAAUCCAACAACCAACCUGGAUCGAAGAUAAAAAACUACGCGAGGAAGCCUAGUUUGGAGAACCUGAAGAGAAAGACUAGCAAGGAUAGCAGUUCGAGUAGUUCGAAAGACGAACAGAUUCUGAUUUCGAGUCUGGCUCGAGAUAAACUAUUGCGUAGAAAGAAUUCGUUAGACCAAGAGCCUUCCGUCAAGAACCACACGCCUAUUCAAAGAGUCAAACGCGCUGAAAUCGUGGCGGCAGUUACGGAGAGAUUGUAUUCGAGUAGAAAAAACGUGGAGGAUGUUCCAGGGAUGCGGUCUCCUCCAGACACAGGCGAGGUAAAGUCUGUGGCCAAGUUGAAGCUGCAGGAGAUCUCGAGGAAGAUGCUGGGUAAACGUAGACGAGUCUGCGUGGACACUCAGACGGAUUGCUCGAGGACUAUUCGCAUGAAGGACACUGCGUCUCUUACAGAAACGCCACGGAUAGUCUGUCAGGACGUUGCAGUUCUAACAGAUUAUCAUCAAGACUGCGAAUACGUUUUGAAUCAAAAGACACCUGUUUUGAGAGUGAAAGAGACUGCUACUUCGACGGAGAAACCUAAGACGAACAUUGUCAGAUGUAAAGACGUGGCAAGUUUGGCGAACGAUCUCGAAGAAUACGAUUACGAAAUUCACUCUCCGCGCAAUGACUCUGGAAUUCUUUCCGACGACACUCAAAAUUACGCGGAGAGCAAUUUAAGUAGCACAGAGGUGUCUGAUCUAUGUCAAGAAGCUGACAGAAGAGUGGUAUACGCAGAAAGUUCGACGAAUACGAGUAUGUUCUCUUCUUGUCGUAGCUUUGCGGUACAGACACCGCGACCGGAAGUCUUUGGUCAAUCAUUACCACAGAACAAAGCUCCUACUUGCGCAAGACGAUGUUGCAACUCCAUCAAAGAUUCUCAAAGUCAUUCAUCGAUUAAUAAUUCUGAGAAAAGUGUAAUUUCUAUUUCAUUACCGGAUACCAUCAACAUUACCAUCGAAACCAUGAAUACCGUAGAUUCUAGGAUCGCAGUGCCGGACAACGAGGCAUCGCAACAAAAUGCGAAAUGUUCUACGAAGGACGAGGAAGCUCAAACCAACGAAUGGAACGAUCUUCGUAACGAGAUCUUCUGUUCGAAGGAUCAGACCACAUCGACGCCUAGCCAAACCGAUAGCAGGGUAUUCCGAAUCGAGAACAUCUUUCAGGACCCUAACAACGCGGCCAAGUAUUCGAGAACAGAUCCGAAUCGAAUGCAGGGGACGAGGAUAAGGAAUUCCAUUACUUUCAGGAAUUCCCUAGGGACAUCGUACGUGCCCCAGUCGAAGAAGCACGAGCCCUCUCUGAGAGAAGUUCACGCUGAAGGAUUUAUCAGGGAUGGAUUAAUCACGGAGGCGUUUAUCAACCGGAAGCGCAGUUUUAAUUUGGAAAGAACACCUAGUUCGGCCGUUUACCAGGAUUCUUGGAGAAACUGGCAAGUUCCUGUGUCCUUGGUUAACACGAUCCAUCCGAUAGAUUCUUCGAAGGGUUUGGGAGUUAUCCCAUCUUCUUGGCAACCGGAAGUCGGCGAAAUUCCGCUGAUCGAACAAAGUUUGUCGCAUAGAAACUACAUUGAGGAAUCACAGGUGGAUUUUGAGAUGGAUAACAUCGAAGAGAUCUCGAAGAUGAAGUCUCCUUCUUGUAAUAUUAAAUCAAAUAAUAAUAUGGAUCAUGAACAUGGUUUCUCAGAUGAUAGUUUGGACUAUAACGAGAGUAACGUAUGUAGCGAGUCGAUGAUACUGAAAAGCGAACAGAUGGUUGAACAGCGUGAGAAUUUUUGUCCACCUGACGUAGUAGCGCAUACUAAAAAAGAUUGUUCAAAAUCUAUCGAAGAGAAGAACGAAUCUAUUAACGAUUUCGAAGACAAUCAAGUGGAAUUCCCUAAGAAGAAUCUUACAGAGUCAACAGAAGCUAUUAAUAUACACGAUUACAAAUUUUUGAUCUUGGGUAGGCCUUGUUAUAACUAUGAAGAAACCAACGACGAAUCUAAUAUUUACUUGAAUCAUGUGAAAAGUUCGGGGAAGAAGAAAGUAUCCUUCUCCAACUCCAAUGUCCUCGAAAAGAAGUUAACUUGUGAACCAUCAGGAACCUUGAAGUCUAUCAUUAAAAAGAGGAUGAAGAAGAACAUGUCCGAAGUUCUAAACUCUUCCAACGAUGAAACUGACGAUUCUCAGCAAGAGGAAAGGAUCAAUUUAACCUUGGAAAGCGAACGGAAAGGUGAGUCCGCAAGUUCAGAAGAAGACAAAGAAGAUCAGGAUUCGGUGAAAUUCGAGGGAAAUUCGAAGCAGAAUCGCAAGAAGGUCAAGUUCUCCGUGGAAGAAUCAUCAGAGAACACGUGCAGUGAGUCGGACAGCUACGAGAAUGUGGAGGAGGAGGAGGAGGAGGAGGACGACGAUGACGACGACGACAACGACGAGACAGAAAAGAUCCUGCUCGAUCGUGCGGGCAGGAACGUUCUCGAAGAGUAUCUGAGCGAGGCGGUGACCUUCAUGCGAAAUCUGAACUCUAUCAGCGAGUACGUGAACGGGACGAGCAUGCUCGAGAGAAAUCCCUUGUCACGGACAUCUUUGGAUUAUGGGCGAAGUGGACAACGAGGUGGUCGUCGACGGAGCUGUCUCUCCUCCUGGAAUCGCGAUUACUCAGAAUUCGUAGGUCGUAAGGUCAAUCCAAAGAACGACGAUGACUAUCUAAGAGAGGACGAUGAUACAAUGAUGUCAAUGGAUUCUUACGAGAGGUGUAUGAGGGGCAUCCAGAGGUUGGAGCACUGCAUUCGGAGAGUCGAUAAGCACAACGAGCUGCUUAGGAAAAAAUAUGGCAUUAAUUGCGAAUCUGCUGGCGCUAGACUGGAUCUAGCGAGUCCUAGCACAGAGCCUCGCGCGUCGAAGACGAACGAUGACUUCGAGAUUCUUCGUGAAACGGAAAGUCCCUUGGAAAGGGAUUCCAGUGUCGUAGAACAGAAAGAAGACGAUUUGGAGAAGAAAAUCUUCAAUCAGUUGAUGAAUGUUGCCAAUUCUAUCCGUUACGGAAAUUCUAAUAAACUUCAAUCUCGUUUACUCGCUUCAUCCGAAUCUAACUCGAGGAGUCCUAGCUGUGGCUCGAAAUUUCGCGAGAAAUAUCGUUACGCUAUGAAAGAACCAUUCUGCGGAGAUGUUAAAGGAAAUUUCAGUUUGGAAGAGACUUCGGACGAUCGCAAAGAUCUCACCACGUACGAGAUAACAGGGAAUCUAUCCGUUGAGAAGACUUGUUCCGCCGAACAAAAGAACGAUGACUUGGACUCUAUUAUGGAAGAAGAUUUCUUACCUCUGAGAAGAUUUAAUCGUUCCUCUUGGUCAACUGAUUUAGAUCGUCCAACAUUUAGGACAGAUAGACUGGACGACUCGAGCAAGUACAGUUUUCUUUCGAAAUACAAAGUAAACGAUUCAAGGACCUCUGAUACCACUGACUCUUUGGGGAAAAUGUACAAUAUAAGGGGAAGCUUCCCCAAGCAACGAGUGUUGACCGACAGCGCGCGGAAAAGAUUUCAAGAAACGGACGAUUAUUCGCGAAGAACCAGGGACGGAUGUUGCAGGAUGUGCGCGUGUUCGAAAGAUCACUCGGAUAUCGAGAGUACGCCCGGCGAAAUCAUGCAUCUCAGGGAUAAAUUGAAAUAUCCCGGAAGUCCCAGGGCAAGAUUUCUGGAGCUUCUUCGGGAGAGGCGACGAAUAGUCGAGUGCAGCCGUGGCACGAGUGCCUCUUGAACGCGCCUUCCCUAGUCGUCCCUUUUCAACUGUAAAAUGUAUUUUUCUAUUGUAACGCGUCGUCACAAUGUCGACGACGACGUCCUCUUUGUAAAUAAUAGAUUUCAGAACCUUUUGUAACGUUUGUCACAGCACCCACGACGAAAUUUAACUUAUUUAUCUUCUGAGCAUUCUAUUAAGAUCGUGUAAUUCGCCCCUGUUCGUAAUAUUAAAUUACUUUCUUUAUGAUUCCUCUCUUCUUCUUCUGUGGUAAGCCAAAGAUUAAGAUAGUGAUUCAUACGUGUAUGACAUGCUCAUAUGUAUGAAUAUCAUAGUGGCGUAAAUCUAGAUUUUGAGAAUUUUAAUUUAAUUUCCUUAGAUUUAUAAUUCAUCAAUUUAUAAUCCGAUUCUAUGCCGUGAUACGUUAUUAUAAUUUGGAAAGAUAAAAUAAAUUUU
Molecule: messenger RNA, 6757 nt
Organism: Bombus pascuorum
Lineage: Eukaryota; Metazoa; Arthropoda; Insecta; Hymenoptera; Apidae
Exons: 9
Coding region: 218-6322 (2034 amino acids)
Biological process (GO): microtubule-based movement
Molecular function (GO): microtubule motor activity; microtubule binding; ATP binding
Source: RefSeq, a predicted model, not a curated record